Messenger RNA from Chelonoidis abingdonii (Abingdon island giant tortoise), 3074 nucleotides. NCBI's taxonomy places the organism in Eukaryota, Metazoa, Chordata, Testudines, Testudinidae. The record is from RefSeq and is a predicted model, not a curated record.
GGGUCCCCCCCUGACUGCUCUGUGCCCCCCACAACCCCCGCACCUCUAGGGUCCGUGUGGAGCCAGAGCCUGGAGCGUCCCCCGGCCGCUGUUGGCCUGGCGUGAGGGGCCUAGCACCUUCUCCCCACCUCUGGCAGGGGGACUCCCCAGGCGACAGACCGGCAGUUCCCAGUCCCUUCAGUGAGCACACGGCCCCCCCAUGGCAGAGAAGGGCCCCUGCCCCGGGCUGGACGCCUCCCUGCGCAGCGAGGACCUGCUCAGUGACAUGGAGCCGCUGCCCCUCUCGGCCCCGGCCACGCCGGCCCAGCCCUUCGGCUCCGAGGUGACGGCCCAGCUCUAUGCCUCCCUGCGCCGGAGCCGUCAGGCCGAGCUGGACGCCUGCUCCCAGCUGCAGCCGCCCGACCUGGACGCCCUUGCCGAGGAACUGAGCCGCACGCUCUCGGCGGGGGUAGAGGCUAGCGCCCGCAGGAAGCAGGGCGGCGAGUCGCGGCAUGUGGCCGAGAUGGAGACCGUGAGGUCGCACCUGAGGACCAUGCUGCAGGAUUCCCGCGAUCUGCCCCCUGCAGGGGGCGUCCUUGGCCUGGGGACGGCACAGCGGAAGGACGACGACUCCUUUGAGAGCGACAGCACCACUGCCCUCCUCGCCGCUAGGCCCCUGCAGGAGCUGUCCCCGCCCGGCUCGGUGUGCGGCCUGGAGGAGCUGUUUCCCCGCUACGCCAGCCUGCGCCUGGGCACACCCCCUGAGCCCGCGCCCACCACGGAGCCCCUGCUGCUGAAGGAGGCGCUGGCCAAGGAGCGGGCCCGCCGGAAGCACUGUGAGCGGCACGUGCAGGGCCUGCAGAGCCGGGCCCUGGAGCUGCAACAGCAGCUGGCCGCAGCCAUCUCCGCUGACAUGAAGAAGGACAGUAUGAUCGAGCAGCUGGACAAGACCCUGGCCAAGGUGGUGGAGGGCUGGAACAGGCAGGAGGCGGAGCGGACAGAGCUGCUGCGGGGGCUGCAGGCAGAGAAGGAGGCGGUGCAGCGGGCGCUGAGUGAGCAGCAGGAGAGGGCGUCACAGCUGGAGGCGCGGCUGGAGCAGGCGCUGGAGGUCCUGAGCAGGGAGCAGCAGGCGGCGAGCCAGCAGCAGGAGGAGGCAGCAGCGCUGCAGGAGGAGAAGGCGGGGCUGCUGCGUAGCCUGGAGGCGGAGCGCCAGCGCGGGCGGGGGCUGCAGGCAGAGCGGGAGCACGGGCAGCGCCAGCUGGAGGCGCUGCGGGCCACGCUGGAGGAGCAGCAGGCAGGCUGGGCGCAGCGGGAGCGCCAGCUGGAGCAGCGGUGCCAGGCGCUGCAGGAUGAGAGCGCGGGGCAGCUGGAGCGAGAGAAGGCAGCCGUGCAGCGGGAGGCCCAGCGCGCGGCGGACGCCCAGCAGGUCCUGGCCUCGGUGCAGGCCAAUGCCCAGCGCCUGGAGAGCGAGCUGGAGGCAGCGCAGAGUGAGCGGGACGGGCUGCAGAUGGAGAUCAGCCUGGUGAAGGCGCGGUGUGAGGCACAGAAGGCGAAGCUGGAGGCGGAGCUGAAGGUGGCGUUGGAGCAGCAGGUGACGGAGAGGUUGGCACGGGUGCACGAGGACAGUUUGCGGCAGACGGGCGCCAUGCGGGAGCAGCACAGGAAGCAGCUGCUGGAGCUCAGCGGGCACCACGAGCGGGAGCUGGGCAGUCAGCUGGCGCAAUUCCGGGCCGAGCUGGCCGAGCGUGAGGAGCGUCAGCGGCGCCUGGUGGAGGACUAUGAGCUGAGGCUGGCCAGGCAGGAGGAGGCGGCGCGGGAGCUGCAGGCCGGGAAGUGGCGGCUGGAGGCCCAGCGAGCGGACAUGGUGGCCCGGCUCCAGGCCAUGAUGCAGUCGCACUGGAACGAGGCCCUGCGGGUGCUGACGGCGAUUCCUCCUCUCAGUCCCCCGCCAAGGGCCCCCGCCAGAGCCGUGCCCCUGCAGCCCAUCACCCAGCGCAGCUCUCUGCCCCCGGCGCGGGGUCCCGAGCGCUUCCUGCCCCUGGCGCCCAGCGGGUGCGUUUCCGCCGAGCUGGCCCAGCUCCUGAACCAGAGCCUCCUGAGCCAGCCGGGCUUCCAGCCACUGGAGCCGCAGCUCGACGACUCUGCCGGCCCAGGGCUGAGCUUGCACCCCCCUCACCUGGCGGAGCACCCCUACCCCGAGGAGGAGGGGGGGCCGAGCGAUCGCGAGACCCCCCCAGACAGCAGCCUGGAGAGCGGGGGGCGGGUGCUCCCCGGCCAGCUGCGCCCGGAGCUGCAGUACUACUUGUCGCUGCUGCUGGAGCAGAUGCCGAGUGACGCCCCCAGGCAGGAGGGGCCGGGGGGUGAGAGUCCCCCCCGACCCACGGGCCAGGCCCAGCCCCACACCCAGCCAGGUAAGGCUGCUCCACCUUGGUCCCGCCCCAUAGGAGCCCCAGGCCUGCCCCAUCUGGCAGGGGGUGAGGGGGGCAUCCUGUCCCCCCGGCAGGUGGCCGAGGUCUCCCGCCUGCUGCAGCUGUGCCAGGCCAAGGGCCGGGUGGCGCCCUCCUCCGAGGAGCUGUUCGCCUACCUGCGCUCCGGCGACAGCAGCGGGCCCGACGUGAAGGGCGACGGGGGCCACGUGAUCCCGUCCGCCCGCAGGAACCUCGACCCCAGGCUACCCGAGGCCGGCAGGAGAGAGGUGGGUCCCCCCCGGCGCCCAUCCAGCACCCGGCCCGGCCCCGAGAAGACCCAUGGCCCUUCCAAGGGUGGGCGGAAGGCGGCCCAGAUCGGUGCCCGUGCCAGCAAGGGGGGCGGUGUGUGGAGAUGAAGCUGGGUCCCCGCGGGGCGUCCUGAUACCUUCACCCCCUGCACCCCCUGGGCACAGACCCACCCCCCCAGUCCCAGGGGCCUCCCGCUGCCCGAGGGGCCCCGUUCUCAGCCCCGGUUCGCAUGUUGCGUUGGUGCCAGGGUGGCACAUGGGGCAGCACGCCCAGGCUGCCCCCCCUCGGCGCCAUGUUGCGUUGCUCUAAGUUAUUGCCCCCCCCGUUGGGGCGCUGUUGGAUAUUUUUCUAAAUAAAGAAGAUUUGGGUUUUGCAGCA